This is a messenger RNA of Hippopotamus amphibius kiboko, 1068 nucleotides long. RefSeq names its product pregnancy-associated glycoprotein 2-like. The transcript has 8 exons. Gene Ontology annotation, biological process: proteolysis. Gene Ontology annotation, molecular function: aspartic-type endopeptidase activity. The coding region runs from base 1 to 1068 and encodes 355 amino acids. NCBI's taxonomy places the organism in Eukaryota, Metazoa, Chordata, Mammalia, Artiodactyla, Hippopotamidae. The record is from RefSeq and is a predicted model, not a curated record.
AUGCGACAAACCAUCGGGGAGAAAAAACUGCUGACAUAUUUCCUGGAGGAGAACACUGAUGACAGGCCCCAGAAUGCCAGUGAUGGCCCAAAUAUUUCUCUUCAACUCCUGAGGAACCACCUGGAUCUGUCCUACAUUGGCAACAUCACCAUUGGAACACCCCCUCAGGAGUUCAGGGUCGUUUUUGACACCGGCUCAUCUGACAUAUGGGUGUCCUCAAUCUACUGCUCUAGUUCCUCCUGCCGUACACAAAAGCGCUUUGACCCUCACUCUUCUACCACCUACCGGUCCUCCGCCCUGAAGCUGGACUUCAACUACCACUCUGGGAGGAUGGUUGGAUUUCUUGGCUAUGACACUGUUCGGAUCGGGAACUUUGUCAUCCUGGGCCAGGCAUUUGGCCUGACCAAGAAACUACUCGGGUUGAAUCAUGUAACCUACGAUGGCAUCCUGGGCUUGGGCUACCCCAGCCUUGCCCACAAACGGACCACCCCCGUCUUCGACAACUUGAAGACACGAGGCAUCAUUUCUCAGCCUGUCUUUGCUUUUUACUUGAGCAAUAGGAAGGAGAAUGGCAGCAUGGUGAUGUUUGGUGGGGUGGACCACAGCUACCACAAAGGACAGCUCAAGUGGAUACCAGUGUCCCGAACCCACUUGUGGCAGAUAACCAUGAACCGAAUCACCAUGGAUGGGGAGGUUGUUGGUUGUUUCCGUGGCUGCCAAGCCAUUAUGAAUACUGGCAUCACGUUCCUGAUUGGCCCAACUAGACAGGUCACCACCAUCCACAAGCUGCUCAGCGCCACGCCUUCCCAUCAAGAGUAUGUGGUUCCAUGUAGCAACAUCAGGAAACUACCUACUAUCAUCUUCACCAUCAAUGGCAAGGACUACCCAGUGCCUGCUGAAGCCUACAUCUGGCAGAGCCCUCUGGAGACCUGUCUCAGCUUGUUUAAAGGAGGCACAGAGGACUGGAAACGGUCAGAGAUCUGGAUCCUGGGUGAUGUCUUCCUGAGGGAGUAUUUCUCUGUUUAUGAUCGGGGAAACAACAGAAUUGGCCUGGCUCCUGCAGUGUAA